Naegleria gruberi is the source of this 2859-nucleotide messenger RNA. RefSeq lists its product as uncharacterized. The transcript has a single exon. Bases 1 to 2859 code for a protein of 952 amino acids. The record is from RefSeq and is a predicted model, not a curated record. NCBI's taxonomy places the organism in Eukaryota, Heterolobosea, Eutetramitea, Acrasida, Naegleriidae.
AUGAUUUCUUCGGAACAGCAUAAUAACAAUCCAAAUAAUAGUCCAACCGAUACUAUUGCACAUUCCAAUAAUUUAAACAAUUAUUCGAAUACAUUAGAAAAUAUGCAACAACCAAAUGAUGCAUCUACCUCUCCAAUUAAACACAAUCCUAAACCCUUUCUAAACAAUGAUUUAUCACCAAGUCACAACAAUCAUCACCAACAUGUUCCACCAUCACAAUCACAAAAUAUCGAAUUUUCAUCAACCAACAAUCAUUUCAUUGCUAGCGGUGAUGAUGAACAACAUGUUUCAUCAUCGCACGAUCAAAACCAACAACACCAACCAUUAUUAGUAUCAUCCUCACCACUUCCUUCACCAACCUUCACCAACACCAUGAACAACAUCAAUACAACAGCAAAUACUACGAUUCAUUCUCCUACACAGGGUGGUGCUGCUUCUUUUUUUAAGAGACUUUUAUCAAACUUGACGCCAAAUCUUUCCCGCCAAAAUCAUUUACAACUUUCUGAAAAAAAUAAUCAACAUGGUGUAUCAGGUUCGAGAAGUAAUGGAGGUAGUGGCAAUAUGAAUGGUGGUAAUGUUCCAGCUGGAACAAAUUGUAUAAAUCAUCAAGAGUUGGAUCUUGAUGGGUUAUCGGUGAAGAGUGUGGAAUCUACUCCAUCAGUGGAUCUUUCUUCGAAUAAUACGAGUGGAGGAAAUUUGAAUAAUCUUGCUGUUGGAGCCUCAAAUAUUAAUCAUAAUCAUCAGCAGCAGCAACAAAUUCAUAAUAAUAAUAAUGGAAAUAAUACAAGAGCAAUAAUGGAUAUAUUCCCAAAGUCGAGACAGGAAGAGGAACCUUCUAUGGAUAAUAUCAUUUCGAGGAAAUUAGCUCAAAAAAAGAAAAAUUCAGUGAAACCUGUAGAUAUUAACGCAUUCACUGAUAAUAAUAAUGAAAAGGAAAAGGUUCUCACUCAAAAUACUGUCUUUAAAAAUACUCCAAUGCAGACAUUAACACCAUCUGCUCUCUUGUCAGGAAAAGUUUCAAUGGAUUUGUUUGCUAAUGUUGAGGAUGAAAAGAAGAAACCAAAGAAGAAACGACAAGAAACUGGAAUUAAAAAUGUGGAAACUACUGUAAAAACAAGAAACAAAACUUACUUGAAAAAGAUGACGUUCAUGACAAGUCUAUCAACUUCUGGCGAUCAACAUCCUACCUCUAGUAACUCUACGAAAAAAGGACAACAAAAAGAACAAGCUCCUUUUGAAAAUGAUCUUUUAUUCAAUGAUUUACAAGUUUUUAAGAAUCAAGUUUUCAAACGAUAUUGUAAAAUAUUGGAACAACCAAUUUUCUGUAAGGCUUUUAAUUAUGAAGUUCUUGGGCCAAGGGAAUUUUUGACAAAUCCAUAUGUCCUACCUCAACUGAUAGAAGAAAGCCCUGCUGUUUCCACAGUUGGAACUUCCUCUCCAAAGAAGGAGGAGCAAAACCCAUUUCUUUUCGAUGAAAAGUUUGUAAAGGAAUUCAAAUGGCGUAGACGAAAAACCGAGACUCAAUCAAAUUCAGUUCCAAAUGUGCCAACAGUGGAUAUUGUUUGUGAGGAUGGAGCUACUCUUUCAUGUUAUUUUGAGAUGGUUGGCCAAAACGAGCAGCCAAGUACCUCCACAAAACAAGAUGAUUCCAGUUCUACAACCUCCAAAAAGACCUUACUAUUAUUCCAUGACGGAUGUGAGGAAGCUUUUGAGUAUUUCUUCCAACCUUCACUAAGGAAGUUCAAAGAUUUUAUUAUUUCGAUGGGUUUGCAGAUAUUUAUUUUCGAAUAUAGAGGUUUUGGAUAUAGCACGUGCGCCAAAGGUGAGGAUGAAAGAACUUCCUUGCAUAGAUUUCUAGAGACUGACUACAAGUUGGUUCAUCAUUUAUUCACGACACGACUCAAAAUACCAAUGUCUCAAGUGGUAGUGUAUGGAAAGGGAUUUCUGGGAAGUACUUGUGCUAUCCAUUUUGUUUCAAAUUUUCCAACAGUGAGUGGACUUUGCUUGGAAUCACCUUGUUUUGAUGUUCUCAAGGUAGUUUUAGGAAAUUUACCUGAGAAUGUCCUAUCGUAUAUUUCUUCUCAGGGAGCUGAACAAGGUAUUGUAAGACCUGAGGAUGAAACCAUUAGAUUCGAGUUUACCAAAUACAACUUUGGAGUGGAAAAAUAUUAUCGAAUGCCAUAUCCAAAGAAUAAGAAGAUUAUGAGUACCAAACAACAGAAUGCUCGCCCUAAAACAACAAUAGUUUGUAAGGUUGGAGAUGAAAGGUAUUACAAUUUAAAGGAAGUUAAGAAUUGCAUCACUCACCACUUUGAUGUCUACAACAAAUUAUCUUGCUUUCCAGGUAAACUACUCAUUCUCUUUCAACAGGGAAAUGAGCUAGUUCCAUAUUGUGAUGUGGAAAACUUUUUUAAAUGUAUCAAGACUGGAGAAAAGAAUAUGUAUCUGCUCUCCUCUAAUGAAAUAUCGACAAUGACCAGCGCGAACGAUGACCCUUUUAAUUUGUUUGAGAGAAAAUUCUUUACCUGUGUGAGAGCAAUUCACAAGUUUAUGGAAUCAGUUUCCCAUUCAUUCCCAGACAAUUUUAAUCAAUUCUUGGAGAAGCUUUUCCAACUGGAACAACGAUUGCUUGAAGAUCAAGCCAACCAAACUUCAGAGCUUUCAGACCUUGCUGCCAGUGGUUCCUAUGUUGAUACCUAUGAAAGUUAUGGUGGAAGAGGAAGGAGGAAUCCAUAUCUUCCAAUUUGUGGUGGUUGUGGUCACUGCAGAGCUUGUGUCGACCAGUCAAUGAUCGAAAACGAAGGAACCGACAAUACUGACCAUGAUUGUGAUUCUGAAGCUAGCAGUGAAGAAGAGUAA